Ruditapes philippinarum (Manila clam) is the source of this 1056-nucleotide messenger RNA. RefSeq lists its product as uncharacterized. Gene Ontology annotation, molecular function: lipid binding. NCBI's taxonomy places the organism in Eukaryota, Metazoa, Mollusca, Bivalvia, Venerida, Veneridae. Gene Ontology annotation, biological process: lipoprotein metabolic process; lipid transport. Gene Ontology annotation, cellular component: extracellular region. The record is from RefSeq and is a predicted model, not a curated record. The transcript has a single exon. The coding region runs from base 1 to 1056 and encodes 351 amino acids.
AUGCUACGUUAUAGUCUGCCACCAAGUGCCUCUAAGCUACGUCAUAGUCUGCCACCAAGUGCCUCUAAGCUACGUCAUAGUCUGCCACCAAGUGCCUCUAAGCUACGUCAUAGUCUGCCACCAAGUGCCUCUAAGCUACGUCAUAGUCUGCCACCAAGUGCCUCUAAGCUACGUCAUAGCCUGCCACCAAGUGCCUCUAAGCUACGUCAUAGUCUGCCACCAAGUGCCUCUAAGCUACGUCAUAGCCUGCCACCAAGUGCCUCUAAGCUACGUCAUAGUCUGCCACCAAGUGCCUCUAAGCUACGUCAUAGUCUGCCACCAAGUGCCUCAAAGCUACGUUAUAGUCUGCCACCAAGUGCCUCUAAGCUACGUCAUUGUCUGCCACCAAGUGCCUCUAAGCUACGUCAUAGUCUGCCACCAAGUGCCUCUAAGCUACGUCAUAGUCUGCCAUCAAGUGCCUCUAAGCUACGUCAUAGUCUGCCACCAAGUGCCUUUAAGCUACGUCAUAGUCUGCCACCAAGUGCCUCUAAGCUACGUCAUAGCCUGCCAUCAAGUGCCUCUAAGCUACGUCAUAGCCUGCCACCAAGUGCCUCUAAGCUACGUCAUAGUCUGCCACCAAGUGCCUCUAAGCUACGUCAUAGCCUGCCACCAAGUGCCUCUAAGCUACGUCAUAGCCUGCCACCAAGUGCCUCUAAGCUACGUCAUAGUCUGCCACCAAGUGCCUCUAAGCUACGUCAUAGCCUGCCACCAAGUGCCUCUAAGCUACGUCAUAGUCUGCCACCAAGUGCCUCUAAGCUACGUUAUAGUCUGCCACCAAGUGCCUCUAAGCUACGUCAUAGUCUGCCACCAAGUGCCUCUAAGCUACGUCAUAGUCUGCCACCAAGUGCCUCUAAGCUACGUCAUAGCCUGCCACCAAGUGCCUCUAAGCUACGUCAUAGUCUGCCACCAAGUGCCUCUAAGCUACGUCAUAGUCUGCCACCAAGUGCCUCUAAGCUACGUCAUAGUCUGCCACCAAGUGCCUCUAACCAAAGAUGCGUCACGCUGCAUCUUGAAUAA